UGUGGGGAGAGUCACGUGACAGAAGGACUAACUAACGAUGUGGGUGCCUACAGCUGCCCCGAGUGGUAGGAGGUCUGAUUGAGGAGGAAGUGGGCGCUGUAGCCUCGGUUUCCGUCGUCCCUGACUGCAGCAUGGCUCCGGCGCGGUUUUGCGUUCCUGGAGAGAGACUCUGCAGCUUAGAGGAAGGAACCCCUGGCAGUGGCACCUACACUCGUCAUGGCUCUAUAUUUGCCUCUCUGGCAGGUUGUUUCAUGAAGAAAAGUGAGAAUGGCAUGCUGCCUGUGGUCUCUGUAAUGAGGGAUGUAGAUUCUCAACUUCUACCUGAUGUUGGGGCCACAGUGACAUGCAAGGUUUGCAGCAUUAAUUCACGUUUCGCAAAAGUCCACAUCUUGUACGUCAGCUCUACACCACUGAAAUCCCCAUUCCGUGGAACAAUACGGAGAGAAGAUAUCCGAGCUACAGAGAAAGACAAGGUAGAGGUUUACAAGAGUUUCCGCCCAGGAGACAUCGUUCUGGCCAAAGUUAUCUCAUUGGGGGAUGCACAAUCCAACUACUUGCUGACAACAGCAGAAAAUGAGCUAGGUGUAGUGGUGGCUCAUAGUGAAGCCGGAGUACAGAUGGUGCCCAUCAGCUGGUGUGAAAUGCAGUGUCCUAGUACACAUGCCAAGGAACUGCGCAAGGUAGCCCGGGUGCAGCCUCAGUUUCUGCAGACCUAAAUAGUACCUACCCCAAGAUGUACAACAGGUGUUGGGAAAACUUAACUCAGGGUAGAGAGAGAUGAGGGACACUGGAAAGGAAACUGUCCUCUGAGCUACUGCUGAGUGUACAAGACAGCAAUGAAACUCCCAUGUACACUUUUGCCUCUGGAAUGACCUGGGAGAAAAAGAACCUUAACUACUCUUGUUCACUUCAUUUUAUGUCCUAAUUGUCACUGUUUUAUAAGCCAAUAAACUGUU
Messenger RNA from Gekko japonicus, 956 nucleotides. RefSeq names its product exosome component 1 (gene EXOSC1). NCBI's taxonomy places the organism in Eukaryota, Metazoa, Chordata, Lepidosauria, Squamata, Gekkonidae. Gene Ontology annotation, cellular component: cytoplasm; nuclear exosome (RNase complex). Gene Ontology annotation, biological process: RNA processing. Gene Ontology annotation, molecular function: RNA binding. The record is from RefSeq and is a predicted model, not a curated record. The coding region runs from base 132 to 716 and encodes 194 amino acids. The transcript has 8 exons.